UGCUCCAGAGACCAAAAACAGAACUUUGAUCAACUACUUGGGUCGCAAAGUACGCCAGCAGGCAGCGAUGUAAUGUACUCACCUUGCUUUUGUUAAUUUAAUGUAAAAAAAAAAAUAAAAAAUAAAUACCCAGCCUUAGUAAUUUAAACCAACCAUGUAUACACUAUUACACGGCUUCUGGAAAUACAUCAGUCAGCGAGACGAGUAUUACGUGCUCAUAUUGGGGCUUGACAACGCUGGCAAAACGACGUACCUUGAACAGACGAAAACCAAGUUUUCAAGGGGCUACAAGGGUCUGAACCCACACAAGAUCACCACGACAGUUGGCUUGAACAUCGGCAAGAUCGACAUCCAGGGAAUACGACUCAAUUUUUGGGAUCUGGGCGGGCAAGACUCGCUUCAAUCCCUCUGGGACAAAUAUUAUGCUGAAUCCCAUGCUGUCAUCUACGUUGUGGACUCCUCCAACGAAGCGAGGAUAGAGGAAUCAAAACAGGCAUUUGAGAAAAUGAUAGGGAAUGACGCCCUCCACGGCGUACCCGUGCUCAUGGUGGCAAACAAGCAAGACAUUGCUGGUUGCUACAGCGUUGCCGAAAUCCGGCAGCAUUUCCGGGAGAGCUCGCACCUGAUUGGACGGCGCGACUGUCACUUGAUUGGAGCGUCCGCGCUGCACGGUGAAGGCAUCAACGAAGGCAUCGAGUGGAUCACCCAGUGCGUGAAGCGGAACAUCCUGCGGCCGGCACGCAACAGCGAGUCUUUGUGACGUCCGCGACCCCGUCGAGCUCCUCCAUUUAUAUCUCCGUGGACUUGACGCCACGCGACCCGUGAAGGUGGCGCACAACCGCACGACUGCGUUCCACCACGAGAGCCGAUCCUGGACGGCGUUCUGUGGCUGCUGCGUGUGCAAUGUCGUUCACGACGAUGUCGCGGUGGCAGCGUCGCCUCAUCUCUAGCUUCGACGUCGCUCAAUAAAGUGCUGCAACAAGCU
This is a messenger RNA of Ixodes scapularis (black-legged tick), 985 nucleotides long. It is a transcript of the gene Arfrp1, whose product is annotated as ADP-ribosylation factor-related protein 1. Lineage: Eukaryota; Metazoa; Arthropoda; Arachnida; Ixodida; Ixodidae. Gene Ontology annotation, biological process: intracellular protein transport; protein localization to organelle; Golgi to plasma membrane protein transport. Gene Ontology annotation, molecular function: GTP binding; GTPase activity. Bases 155 to 760 code for a protein of 201 amino acids. The transcript has 7 exons. Gene Ontology annotation, cellular component: Golgi apparatus. The record is from RefSeq and is a predicted model, not a curated record.